AUGGCACUAGCACGCCUGGGCGAAGACCUUCAGCGCGCGCUGGCCAGGCUGGAGACCCCUACCGGCACGCCUUGCACCACGCCCCGCGAGACGGGCACGUCGGCUGGCACUUCGACCGGGACGGCGACGCCCCGCGUGAACGACGGAUACAGCAGCAAGUCUGGUCUCCUCGGAGACUGGCAGGCGUGGUGGCACACAGGGCAGUGCCAGCAGGACGCGGCCCCAGGCCGAGGCGAUAGGACCGGCCCUGCGCCGACGCCAGCCAGCUGGAAGACGCCAGGCCUCCAGGCUGCUGCAGCACAGGGUGGCGUUGCCGGCGGCACCGACAAGGCGCCCGAGUUGGCCAAGAUUGCCAGCGUAGCGCGCCCCCCGGACGGCCAAAGCGGAGGCCUCGCGCCCCCAGGCGGUGGAGUGGUCCACUUCAGACUGGUCGGGUGCCUUCGCCCUGCCAAGCCAGACUUGUGCCGCGGCGGGGGCGUGCGCAGCCCGGUUGCGCCAGGACGGGAGACCGUCGAGGAGCGCGCGCAUGCCGCGCAGCGGAUGCCGGGGACGGCGGCCAAGCCCGAACGGGACCGCGCAGGCGAGCGGGACUCGAUUGGCCACCGGGCAGACGAGCCAGCCCUGGAGCCCCGCGGCUGGGAGACGAUGAGGACUCUGCAGCGCCAACUGCUGAACCAGUCAAGCAACCUCGCGGCCGCUGUUAAGCAGAAGGCGAUGCCAGGCCAGUGUCCGGGCGACGCUGGGAGCGGGGCGAGCACCGCAGGGAGCGGGGCUGACAGCGGCUGCGGCUGCAGCAGCUCAGAGUGCGAGGAGACUACGCGUUCGCAUGAACUUGCGCCGAGCUUGGGAGUGCUGAUCAACAAAGGACUCGGGAAGGCACAGCCUCGGCACCUGCAAGCCGCGCCCUCGGCGGCCCGGACGGCUGCAAGAGCGGCCUCGAUUGCGAGUAUUGCCACCUAUGUCCGAAGAACGAGAAGAAGAUCCGGAAGCAGAGAUGGAAGGACCGAGCGCAAGAGGGAGGCGGCCGACAUGGACGCCCCAGCAGCCGCAGAGGCACCCGCCGAGACUGCAGCCGCGGUGACAUUUUCCAGUGCAGCUGCAGCAGAGGCGCUCUAAGCAGGCCCGGCACCUCUGCUGCCGAGGCGGCGCGGGCCCUGCGGCGCAGCCCCGCAGCAUGCCGGGCGGCCCGCGCAGCCGCCACCCGCCGCCCACCACCGUGCGCUGGUGCCUCGGAAAUCCCGCUGGGUGGCGCAGCCACUGGAUCUCCCUGGUCGCCGGCGGUGAGGCGCGAUUUUCCUGCGCCCACCCCACCCCCGCCCCCCACCCCGCCCAGCCUUGCCCCACUGCGACUCGUGCAGGCUGGCAGGCGCCGCGCGACCUUGCAUGCUACAGGAAUUCGUAACGCGAUGGAGAAGGAGUCGUUCGCGUGCCGAUUGCCAUAAUGGCUAAACGCCAAGUGAACCCUGGAAAGGCUUCACCAAAUAGUAAUUCGUAUCUGGCAGCGCACACUUUAAGAUCGACCUUCUCCCACCCACGAGCUGGCUGCGGUAUCAAAUUGCCGAUGCACCUCCACAAUUGAUUACACAAGUCUGAAUGGACAAGCGUAUCUAAGCGCUGCGCAUUGUACCUAGCAGGCGAUUUGAAGUACAUUUGAAGCCCUUGAUUGUGUGGCGUUGAGAUGGUUAAUUCAUGAAUGGCAUUCGCACGCCUUUCAGAUAGUCAUGCGGUUGUGACAGAUUCUGGCCUUGCUGCCCUAGAGUCCGCAGGCUUAUAGAAUGCAUUCGAAGUGAUACACGGCACUUGUCAGAAACCCCAUUGACGACGUGGUGGUAUUGAAUAUGUGGGUUUUCUCGAGUUCGUCGGCGAGGCAUUGUUGUAGAUAGUAGAAUGUUGAUGGACGCGCACGGCUGAAUUAUCGAAGACUACGUUGCAUCGUUGCACUUCUGAUUGGAUCGUUGGUACAAACUGGAAACACUGCACGCCAGUGUGACAGACGUUUCCAUUGGCGCAGGAUCUCACCAGAGGCAAAGACUUACGGCUGGGAAGCGUGGGGUCCGUCGUGUAUUGUGCCUUUUCUGCGCCCUUUACGGCUGCAUCAAUUGCUCUGCGAAGUCGCGCACAAGUUGUUUGUACAGACCUAAGGCCGCGGAGUUGAGAUGUGGACUCUGGAAGUCUACGCCCGUGAAUCCUGAGAGGCUUACCAAAGUUGUGGCUUCUCGUUGCAGGCAUGUGGUAGGAGAUUUUUGACGAAACGCAAACUCAACCGCUGCAUGGAGCUACUCGGAGCACCAGUCUGCAAACUGGUACGCGUGCGCUCUUCGCCGAGAUUGUGACCCGGCAUACUUAGUAAGUUUUCGCAGCAGGGCGAGCAAGAUAGUCGGCAGACGUUCCGACAGCAGAGAAAGGUAAGUAGGCAGGAUGGCAGUGAGUGUGGCAAUUGUAGAGCCAAUUUUGUUGGCCGCUAGCGCAUGGAUCUGGAACCCACCUCGUUUUUCUUGGCGGUGUAGUUCAAGCAAAGGCCGCCGAUGGAUGCCCACGCGCGCGCGCGCCCGAAAAAGUCGUUGCA
Molecule: messenger RNA, 2566 nt
Organism: Prorocentrum cordatum
Lineage: Eukaryota; Dinophyceae; Prorocentrales; Prorocentraceae
Source: the annotation of a GenBank genome assembly